CACAUCUAUACAGGAACAAGGAACUAAAUAGUUUAAUGUUAGACGGUUAAAGAGCAAAAAUGUCUGAUGAUAUUUAUGACGAUGCCUUCGGGACAGAGACUGAAGGAAUGAAGAGAGAGAGAAUGGAGAUGACAGUGGUUAUCUAUGAGAGUGCAGAUCAUGUGAGAGAUCAUGACUUCAGGACAGAGACAAAGAUACAUCAACCACUUCAGCGUACAGGAAGUGAUUCAGAGAGGAUCAGAAGAUACAGAUCAGCUGUAGUGUGUUUGGUUCUGCUGUGUGUUCUUCUGCUGACUGCAGUCAUAGUGCUGUGUGUCUACAUCCAUACAAACAACACAAACUACACACAAGAGACACACCAGCUACUAACCAACAUCACCAACCUCACAGAAGAAAGAGACAAUCUACGAACCAACAUCACCAACCUCACAGAAGAAAGAGAUAAACAUGCAAAUCUGUUGAACAAGAGAGACCAGCUAAUAAAUCAGCUUCCAAUUCUUGGUAAAGACGAUGAAUGGAUUUACUAUCAAUUCAGUUUUUACUACAUGUCCAAUGAGACAAAGAGCUGGAAUGAUAGCAGAAGAUACUGUACAGAGAGAAGAGCAGAUCUGAUCAUCAUAAACAACAGAGAGGAACAAGAUUUUGUUAUGAAAAUUACUGAUAAAAGAGAAUUCUGGAUUGGUGUGACUGAUGUUGAUGAAGAGGGCAGAUGGAGAUGGGUUGAUGGCAGCACAAUGACCUCUGGGUUCUGGGCAUCCAUUGGAGAAAUAAAAGAGCCAAAAGGAGGACGUUUAGAGAACUGUGCUGUGACUUAUUUAAAAAAGAUCCCUGGUGUUUUAGGGUGGCAUGAUGUUAAAUGUAAUGAUGCUUAUCAAUGGAUCUGUGAGAAGAGUAUUUUACCUCUCAUACAGUCCUAGGAUUUUUUUAAAUGUUUUUUUUUUUUUUGGACGACCCAGGUUUAACAGUGCGAAACAUUCAUAACUAAUGAUUAUCAUUUAAAGCUGGGGUGUCCAUUUUUGCUCCUGAAUCGUCACAUUGUGUCUUUGAUUAUUUGUUUUAUGUUAUGAAAUAUUUAUUAUUAGAUUCCAGGCAGGCGUGUUGGAGCUGAAGUCUUUAGGAUGGUGAUUCUGCAGGAGCAGGACUGAACACUCCUGUUUGAAGAAAAAUAUUUAUUGCCAUCUUGCAUCUUAUUGACUGUGUUGAAAAUGGCCGCUGUAAAAUUGUUGUAGUGUUCAUCUUGUUGCCAGGAUGAUUGUUUUGUAAACUGGAAUGGAUUUAUAAGACAAUAUACAGAUAAGAUUUUAAAACAAUUUCAACUAAUUAUUAAUUGGGUGAAAAGCUGUUAAAGAAGUUGUAUGACUGUACAUUAUCUAUUAAAGGAAAUAAGCAAAAGCUUGUCUCAGAAAAUGGCAUGGCGUCACUAAAACUGGAUUGGACGGGAUCAUUUUAAGGCAGACCUGAACUUUAAGAAAUAUCCUGGGAUAUUUGCCUUUUGAAAGUAUUCAUUGCACUUAGGGGUGGGCGAUAUGGCAAAAAUAUCAUAUCACAAUUCUUUUUUCUAGGAAUAUCAUGAUUUCACGAUUUUAUUACGAUUCUUUGUCAUGUUGGUUUUACUAUUUUGUCUGAGCAGUGCAGCCUAAAUAAUUUCCCUAUUAUAAAGACAAAGCCUUUCAAGGUAACAUAAUAUAAAAAAGAAUGGUGGAUAUUUAGGCCAAAGUGGGCGAAGAUAAAAAUCUUUGUCAUUAUUUUAUCUUUGUUAUUAAAAUAAGAACAAAGAUACACAUUACAAAUACACAUACUAUACAAAUAAAACAAACAGUGCUUUAUUUUCAGGUACAAUAGGCGUAUUUAGCAGGAGCAUUCAAGAAAUUGAAUGAACAAAUAUAAAAAUAAAACACUUCCUAUUAAAGAAACUGUAUUAUUUUUUUUUUUUCUCUUUGCGUUUUGUUGCUUUAACAUUAAAUAAUACAAAAUCUGUCAUCUGUCUGUCAAUUCUGGUAUGGUGUUUUAUUUUUAUACCAUCAUUUACUCACUCAAAAUUAGUUUUAAACCUGAAUGAGUUUCUUCUGCUGAAAAUAAAUGCUAUUUUGAAGAACGUGGAAAACCAAACAGUUGCUGGUCCACAGUGACUUCCAUAGUAUUUUUUUCCUUCUAUCAAAUUCAAUGUGGACCAGCAACUGUUUGGUUACCCACGUUCUUCAAAAUAUCUUCUUUAGUGUUCAGCACAAGAAAGAAAUUAAUACAGGUUUGGGACAACAUUUGAGUGAGUAAAUAAUGACAGAAAUGUAAUUUUAGGGUGAACUAUCUCUUUAAUUACAGUCGGCAGCAUGUUUAGAUCUGUCCCUUUAAGACUUGCACGCAUCUAAUAUACAGGCACGCAUCCGUUUUUCUCUCAACUGUUUACUUUAAUUUUAGACAUAACCAACUGAGUCUAUAUGUAAACCUUGUGUUUUGACAGUAUUAGCGCAAAAGAUAACUUAGUUCAGUAAUCAGGCGCUGUUUAACAGGCUUUGUAGUGCGCACCCCAUACAAAAAUGUAAUAUAUGGCCAUAUAUGUACUUAUAUUUUAAAUAGCAUGACAUAUAUCUAUACAUAUAUUUGACUUAUCUGAGAACACAAUAUAUGCCUGCAACAUAUAUGAACAUUUAUGUCUCCAAACAUGUGAAGAAAAUAUUUGGUUUCAUCCAUAUAUGAUACCAUAUAACUGCAUAUAUUACAGAAUAGUAUUUGUUUCUCGCAUAUAUGGACAACAUUAAAUAUAAAUAUGUGACAUACAUAUUUGUUUUCCACAUAUUUAAUAAAUGUAUGUAAAUAUACAUGAUACUGAUGCAGUCUAUGGUUAAAACUA
Messenger RNA from Onychostoma macrolepis, 2848 nucleotides. RefSeq names its product CD209 antigen-like protein C. The record is from RefSeq and is a predicted model, not a curated record. The coding region runs from base 60 to 917 and encodes 285 amino acids. Lineage: Eukaryota; Metazoa; Chordata; Actinopteri; Cypriniformes; Cyprinidae. The transcript is spliced from 5 exons.